This is a messenger RNA of Monascus purpureus, 1077 nucleotides long. NCBI's taxonomy places the organism in Eukaryota, Fungi, Ascomycota, Eurotiomycetes, Eurotiales, Aspergillaceae. The record is from the annotation of a GenBank genome assembly.
UUGCUGCUCUGUACGGAGAUUAUUAUCGUUAUCCACUGCAGACUUCACGUCGCAGAGCAUCCUUCCGUCCGAUCUCGGGGAUCCAGAUCCAGACUGAGUAUUACUAUCUCCAAUUCCCCCAAUUGCGAUCUGCAACGACCAGGAGGACAGCGAAAACAACCAUGGCAUCGAUAAAGGCGAAUUGCAGGAAAGUCGCCUGCAUUGGCAGGAAUUAUGCAGAGCACAUCACAGAACUCAACAACGCCAGACCCAAACAGCCCUUCUUCUUCCUCAAACCGUCCUCCUCUAUCCUCCUCCCCGGCGAGGGACCCCUCCUGCGUCCGAAGGGGACCAUACUACACUACGAAGUAGAGCUCGGCUUGGUGAUAGGGAAGACUCUCCGGGAUUUGGAUCCUCAGGAUGAAAAGAAGGCAUUUGAUGCGAUUCACAGCUACGUCCUCGCCAUAGACAUGACGGCCCGCAACGUCCAAGACGAAGCUAAAAAGAAGGGUCUCCCCUGGACCAUCGGGAAAGGAUUCGAUACCUUCCUGCCCAUAUCCCAGGAGAUCCCGAAGUGGAAGAUCCCGAACCCACACGAUGCGUUUCUCCGUCUCAGUGUCGGGCCGCAGCAGCGACAGGCUGACUCAACUGGGCUGAUGAUCUAUCGCAUUCCACAGAUCCUGGCGAAGAUCUCCAGUAUUAUGACUUUGGAGAAAGGGGAUGUGGUGCUCACCGGGACGCCUAAGGGUGUUGGGGAGGUGAAGGCGGGCGAUAUUAUGAAGGCGUCUAUUGAGGUUGGAGGGAAGGAGAUCGAGGAAGGCCGGAUUGAGGUUGAGGUUAAGGAUCGGGAGGGACGGUAUGAGUUUAAGGAGACUUGAUUGGUCCUAUAUACUUGAUAGAACGGGUUAUGGGUAUGGAAAUAUGCAUAUAAAGCAAGGUCCAUGAAUUAUAUUUGAAAAAAAUGGAUAUAUGCCACUAAACAGGCUUUCUAUUCUACCAUGCAACUCCAUUGUUAUCACCUCUGCCUGCAUCAAUGUCAUCAAAGGAUUGUAUAGUUGUUGUGAGACAAUAGGAACUGCAAUAAAAGCCCUUUCCAAC